AUGAAACUGCGUCUUGGACGAGGGACCUCUGUAGCUAUGGCUCGAGCGAACAUGAUGCGUUUUUGUUGUUGCGUCUAUUCAUCGAUCUGGGCCGUGGCCGCGGGCGCGGGCGUCUGCCGGGGCGCCUGGCGGAGCGCGAACGCGGGCGCGGGCGCCAGCAUGCCGAUUUCCCAGCGGCAGUCCACCACUUCGAGUGCAGAAGCAUGCUUGUUUCGUUUGCAGGGGGCGCCCCGCGCGCGCGCGAACCAGACAUACUCUGGAUUCUGGAGCAUCGUUUGGCACGCCUCUGGCCCGCUGGGCCGGCGACUUUUGCGGUGUUUCUAA
Prorocentrum cordatum is the source of this 324-nucleotide messenger RNA. Lineage: Eukaryota; Dinophyceae; Prorocentrales; Prorocentraceae. The record is from the annotation of a GenBank genome assembly.